This is a messenger RNA of Hippocampus zosterae (dwarf seahorse), 1287 nucleotides long. RefSeq names its product sperm associated antigen 7 (gene spag7). Gene Ontology annotation, molecular function: nucleic acid binding. The transcript has 7 exons. NCBI's taxonomy places the organism in Eukaryota, Metazoa, Chordata, Actinopteri, Syngnathiformes, Syngnathidae. The record is from RefSeq and is a predicted model, not a curated record. Bases 36 to 758 code for a protein of 240 amino acids.
UUGGGAAGCGCCGAAGAAGACUGUACUAGGCGCGCAUGCGUAGUCGUUGUUGUCGCUUUCAAGUCAAGAUGGCGGAUCUGCUCGGUUCAAUAUUAAGCUCGAUGGAAAAACCUCCAACAGUCGGCGACCAGGAAAGUCGGCGAAAGGCUCGAGAGCAAGCAGCGCGGUUCAAGAAGAUGGAAGAAGAAGAGAAAAGAAAGAAAGCAGCGUUCAGGAAAAAGAUGGAGAAAGAAGUAUCAGAUUUCAUCCAAGACAGUACACAACAGAAGCGAAAGUAUAACCCAAUGGGGAAGAUUGAGCGAAGUAUAUUGCAUGAUGUCGCUGAAGUGGCUGGUCUGACGUCUUUUUCAUUCGGGGAGGAUGAAGAGAGCCGUUACGUCAUGUUGUUCAAGAAGGAAUUUGCUCCGUCCGACGAGGAGCUGGAGGCUCUUCGCAAAGGAGAGGAGUGGGAUCCUCAAUUAGCUGAGCAGCGGCGCAGGCUAAAAGAGCUGGCGGCUCUGGAAGAAGAAGCAUCCCGGCAGAGCGACAAGUCGGAGGUGUGUCCGAAUUCCAACUACAGAGACAAGUACAGUCACCUGAUUGGCACCUCCGCAGCCAAAGAUGCAGCACACACACUGGAAGCCAACCAAGCAUAUGGAUGUGUGCCGGUAGCCAACAAGAGGGAUACUCGCUCCAUAGAAGAAGCCAUGAACGCAAUCCGAGCCAAGAAGCGGCAGAAGUUAGAAGACGACACAAGUGCACGCAGCAGCACUUUCUGAGUUGCUCCGUGUGACCACCAGGAGGUGCAAUUGGGUCCUUGGCUAGAAAUGCAAUAUUCUGCACUUCAGAGACUUUAUAUAUGGCAGGGUGAAGCUCUAUUCAGAUCCUGAUUGCACAGAAGAGACUCAAGUUUUCUGAGAGCUUAACUGUGUGUUAACUAUUAUCUUCGCAUUCAUAAUUGAGAGUGUAAGGAACAUUCUUGUGUUAAAAUUGGGCGCCCCAAGUGUUAUCAACAAUACUGUCUCGGACAUUUUAAUGCAGAUUGUUAGUAUUAGUUUUAAAAGUGUUGAGAUCACACUACCAAGGUUUUUAAAGGACAUAGAGUAUGUCAUUGAUUCCCCUUUUCCCAUUUACCAUUUUUACAAGUCAACAUCUUUCAAGACAGGUCAAAGAUCUUUUAAGUAAUACAGAUGUGUGUGAUUUAAGCAUCAGGGAUUUUUUUCCCCCUUAUCUGUGAUCAACCGCCACUGCAUGAUGUCAUGUCAAUGGGUACAGUGAUUAGAGAUGGAGCAGAGGCAUCCAAAAGCA